AUUCAAUUUGAUCGUUCAACUUGAAUAUUUUUUUAUAAAAGAAAAAAUAUAUAUAUAUAAACAUACAAACACACAUAUAUACAUCGCUUAUCUCCACACUUUUUUUUAAAAAAAUAAAAUUUUGAUUUGAAAACAUAAAAAAUAAAAUAUAAAUAUUAAAUCAUUAAAAAGUUAAAAAAUUUCUAAAAUUUUUUUUAUAAAAAAAAUUUUUAUAACAAUCAAUUACCAAUUUUUUUUAUUCUUUUCUUUUUUUUUUAAAUUAAAUCAAUCAUGUCUAAAAUUAAUUACUCCCAAAUUUUUCAACCUUUAACUAAUUUAUUUACUCAAGCACAAUUGAAUACAAUUCUUUUGGCAUAUCUACCAUCAAAAUUAGAAUUUUAUUUGACUGGAAUUAUCGCGGUUGAUAUGUUUAUAACUAGUGUUGUGGCAUGCGCAAUUUCCACUUCAAUUCCUGCUUUGUUUCAAUUUAUUUCUGUUACAGGAACUCCAUGGGGAAAUAAAAAAACUAUUACAAUUCAAAUUGAACAUUGUACUCAAGGAAAAUAUGGUUACUCUUAUACAAGUGUAUUUUAUGAAGCUUUAUCUUGGUUAAUUUCUCAACAAACAAAAAAAUUAAAUGAUGGUUCAUUUGUUAUUCAACCUGUAAAUUCGAUCUAUGAUGAUGAUGAUGAUGAAGAUGAUUGCGCUCCUCCAAA
Molecule: messenger RNA, 695 nt
Organism: Rhizophagus irregularis DAOM 181602=DAOM 197198
Lineage: Eukaryota; Fungi; Glomeromycota; Glomeromycetes; Glomerales; Glomeraceae
Source: RefSeq, a predicted model, not a curated record